Molecule: messenger RNA, 120 nt
Organism: Anisakis simplex (herring worm)
Lineage: Eukaryota; Metazoa; Nematoda; Chromadorea; Rhabditida; Anisakidae
Source: the annotation of a GenBank genome assembly
GUGCAAAUAUUCUUCAUUGCAGUGGCCAUACUGAUGGGCAUCACAGCAGUUCUACUGUUGACUGUAGGUGCCCUAAGUACCGGCUCAACCAGAGACGAGGUCUACAGGUUGGUCUCUUGA